AUGGCUGCAGACUCUGCUUAUGCCAACUUCCCCGGCAAGACCUCUGCCACGCCAGGCGAAGAAUUUGAAGUCCGUCAAACUUCAACUUCGGAGGACUACCAUCCGGAUCCCUCCAAGUCAAUUCCUCUCUCGCCUGCUCGUCAGGCCUUGAUUGAAGACAUUGUGGCCCUUUACUCUAUGGAACCCACCAUUGACCGCGUGAAGCGUUAUACGCCAGACUGCGUGUAUGACGACCAGUUCGUCUACGCCAACGACCGAUAUAAGAUGGCUGGGCAGUGGUUUGCCUUGCCUAAGCUUUUCAGCGCCAGCAAAAACGAGGGUUAUGAAAUUGUUAAGAAUGAUCGCGAUCUGAUCCAGUUCAAAAACGAGCAGAGCUGGACAUUCAAACUGAUCCCGAAAACGGCGACAAUCAAUGCUCUCGUUAGCCUGAGUUUGGAUCCCGACACUGUCGACAGCGACUUUAUCCAGAUUAAGUACCACAAGGACCAAGCGAAUGAUAAGGAUUACAGUCACGAAGGAGUGGGGUUCUCAUUCAAGAAAUGGCAAGCCGACAAUGUUGCCAAACACAUGCACAGCAAGGAGGUCGAAGUGUUCAUCGCAGAUAAGGAUGCCAGCAAGAACAAGGUCAAGAGGUACGGGACUGGUGAUGCGAAUGGAGAUGCGCCUACCAAGACCUUCUGA
Colletotrichum graminicola M1.001 is the source of this 681-nucleotide messenger RNA. RefSeq lists its product as uncharacterized. Bases 1 to 681 code for a protein of 226 amino acids. The transcript has 2 exons. NCBI's taxonomy places the organism in Eukaryota, Fungi, Ascomycota, Sordariomycetes, Glomerellales, Glomerellaceae. The record is from RefSeq and is a predicted model, not a curated record.